Coregonus sp. 'balchen' is the source of this 20046-nucleotide messenger RNA. The record is from the annotation of a GenBank genome assembly. Lineage: Eukaryota; Metazoa; Chordata; Actinopteri; Salmoniformes; Salmonidae.
AUGGCCAAGCAGGUGUUGGAUCUGUACACGCUCUACAAGCUGGUCACAGAAAAAGGCGGCUUAGUGGAGGUCAUCAAUAAGAAGAUAUGGCGUGAGAUCACCAAAGGCCUCAACCUCCCUACCUCCAUCACCAGUGCAGCUUUCACCCUGCGAACACAGUGAGUGAAGCUCUGUAAGGGUGCACCAUACAUCAACACAGUGAGUGAAGCUCUGUAAGGGUGCACCCAUACAUUAACACAGUGAGUGAAUCUCUGUAAGGGUGCACCCAUACAUUAACACAGUGAGUGAAUCUCUGUAAGGGUGCACCCAUACAUUAACACAGUGAGUGAAUCUCUGUAAGGGUGCACCCAUACAUUAACACAGUGAGUGAAUCUCUGUAAGGGUGCACCCAUACAUUAACACAGUGAGUGAAUCUCUGUAAGGGUGCACCCAUACAUUAACACAGUGAGUGAAUCUCUGUAAGGGUGCACCCAUACAUUAACACAGUGAGUGAAUCUCUGUAAGGGUGCACCCAUACAUUAACACAGUGAGUGAAUCCGCUGGUGAUAACGAGAGAUAACCUCCUAGCGCGGCUUAGACUCCCUUUUAGCUCCUACAGUAGUGACGCAGAACCAGUAGCCAUGCAGAGUACUAAAACAACGUGUGCGUUGGAACCGCAUAAAACAGACGUUUUUAUGUGUUAGAUAUGUGAGUGUUAGAUUCAAAGGAUUCAAAGCUGAUUCCCAGAUUGAAAGCCGUCUCUUGUCCUUAAACAGGAAAUAAAACCCUUUUCCUGUGACACUACGCUUGAUUCAGAAUAAUAUGGCAGCAUAAUGUUCUAUAAAUAACGCGAAAUAAAUAAUCUAACGCCUGCUGUUCCUCUUAUAAAUACCUUAUUGAAUCACCACAGUCAUUAUGUUUUAGCAGAGUAUUGAUAGGCACAAUAACAUUUAUGUUCUGCUCCGAUGGUAUGUGCAUUACUACCAUUACAGCCAUUCAUGACAAUGAUAGGGUUGGAGUAGAGGGGGAUUCAUGUGUCUAGUCCUGAUCACAGUGGAGAGGAGAACAGCAGAGAGCCUGUUAGUUAGGGGCAGGGUCGGUCCUGGCCGUUAUGCCACCCUAGUCGAGACCAAAAAAAUUGCUGCCCCCCACAAAGCUAGAAUAGUCCCAGUAACCAACAUUUUCCAGAUGUUGAAGUCAGGUUCAAUUUAGGUUCUGAAUAAAAGGUGAAAAAUAUGUAUUUUCCAGACGUUUGUGACGAGUACUGAUAUAUGAAGAGGCAGGACGCAGACGCAGGAAUUAACAAGGUCAAGGUUUACUUAAUAAUGAGAACCAGUAGGUCCCUCAACGCAUACGCCGGACUCCCGUCAAUGUCCAGGGGCGGAGGUGGCAUACCUCGGGGGACGGCAUUCGCCAGAGGACCAGGAACCACUGGCCUGAGGAGAGACACAUGAAAAGUGGGUGAGACACGAUAGUGAGGGGGAAGGAGCAGCCGGUAUGAUACCUCAUUUAUCCGCCGGAGGACCUUAAACGGCCCCACAAACCGGGGGCUCAGUUUCUUGGAAGAAACCUCGCUCACUCACCCUGCCGGUCCUGACAGUGGUAACGAAGAAACCUCCCCAGUUCCUGGUUCAUGCGCUCCACCUGCCCAUUCGACUUAGGCCUAUACCCGGAAGUGAGGCUGGCCGUGACCCCGAUCUACUCCAUGAAAGCCUUCCACACUCGGGAGGUGAAUUGGAGGCCACGGUCCGAGACGAUGUCCUCCGGAAGUCCAUAAUGCCGGAAGACCUGUUGGAACAGGACCUCAGCGACCUGGAGAGCAAAAGGAAGACCAGUUAGGGGCAAAAAACUGCAUGAUUUGGAGAACCGAUCUACGGCCACCAUGAAGCUCUGACGGCGUCCGUCUUCACUCCUUCCAUGAACACCCCCUGAGGACUGAUCCUGUAUCCCAGGAAGGAGAUGGCCUGUUGGUGGAAUUCCCAUUUCUCCCCCUUCACCAACAGGCUGUGUUCCCGGAGGUGGAGUAGGACAGCUUGGACGUCCCUGACGUGCUCCUCGAACGUAGCCGAGUAGAUCAGGAUAUUGUCGAUGUACACCACCACCUGUCUACUCAGCAUGUCACGGAACACGUAAUUGACGAAGGACUGGAACACAGAAGGUGCGUUGGCGAGGCCGUAGGGCAUGACGCAGUAUUCAUAGUGGCCUGAGGUCUCCUUCCCGGAUUCGGAUCCGGUUUUAGGCACUCCUCAGGUCCAACUUGGUAAAGUACCGGGCCCCUCGUAGCUGCUCGAUGGCCGACGGAACCAGAGGGAGGGGGUACCGGUACUUGGUGGUGACUGCGUUCAGCCCCCUGUAGUCAAUGCAUGGUCCCCUGUAGCUCAGUUGGUAGAGCAUGGCGCUUGCAACGCCAGGGUUGUGGGUUCGUUUCCCACGGGGGGCCAGUAUGAAAAUGUAUGCACUCACUAACUGUAAGUCGCUCUGGAUAAGAGCGUCUGCUAAAUGACUAAAAUGUAAAAAAUGUCUCAGUCCUCUGUCAUUUUUGGCCAUGAAGAAGAAGCUGGCGGAGGCAGGAGAGGUAGCGCGUCUGAUGAAAUCCUGUUUCAGGGUCUCCGGCACAUACUUCUCCAUGGCCUCAGUCUCCACCAUGGAAAGGGGGUAAAUGCGACUCUUCGGGGGGUGUUGUCCAUCCAGCAGGUCAAUGGCGCAGUCCCAGGGCCUGUGAGGAGGGAGACACGUAGCCUUUGAUGAAGAGAAGACAUCGGAGAGAUCUGCGUACUCACGUGAAAUGUUGGGCUGGAGGGCGGACUCCGGACUCUCCACUGAUGUGGAACAACGAACCACCGGCAGGUCUUCCGGCAUGAGGUGGACCAGGCUGUGAUACUCUUGGUGAUCCAAUUGAUGGUGGGGUUGUGUAGUCUGAGCCAGGGCAAUCCCAAGAUGAUCCGGUGAAGGGGUGACGUGACGAUGUGGAAUGACAGCUCCUCGUGGUGCUCCGGUAGUGUAGGAAUGGGGAUGGUGAUGGGGAAAAAUGACAUGCAAGGGGUUUAUUGUCCAGUGAGGUGACAUGUAGCGGAGAUGGCAGUGGAACGUUAGGCAACCCCCAUUCAGAGACCAGCUCCCUAUCUAUAAGGUUCCCCGCUGAUCCGGAAUCUAUCAUUGCAGUAGAUAUGGAAGAGAAGGAAUAACCAGUCACCGUUAUGGGCACUAAAAACAAUGGUUUUGUGAUAGGAGAUGCCGUCACACUCACGGAGCGGGAGUCAUACCGCCUAGAUGGGGAGCCGCCAGGAGAUCUGUGGUCCGUGGUGGUGUAGGUGGUGCUGCCCACCUCCAUGGGUGAGGACUCGGAAGCAGGGCGGCUUCCAUAGCUCAGAUGGGGUGAGCGUCGAGGCUCCGGGAGGUGUUGGGAAAGCCGUCUCUCUCUCAACAUGUCAUCAAGACGGAUGGACGUGGUGUUGAGGGUAUCAAGGUCCAUCUCGUCGUCCCGACAUGCGAGUUCCGUCUUAAUGUCCUCCCGUAAGCUUCUCCUGAAGGCCGUGCGUAGAGCAGCCGGAAGACGCCGCCACCGUGCGAAAGCUCGGGCGAGGGCCCUUCGCUCUGUUGUAGAUGGAGGAGACGCUCACCCCCGUCCUUUCCCUCCGUGGGAUGAUCAAACACCGCCCUGAACCGAGCGAGGAAGGUGGGGUAGGGAAGCGCCACUGCGUCCUCUCCUUCCCAGACUGCCGUGGCCCAAUCCAGCGCCUUUCCUUUAAGUAGUGAAAUCACCAGCGCUAUCCUGGCUUGGUCAGAUGGAUAUGCCCCAGGCUGACGCGCCAGAUAAAGUGAAACCUGUAGCAGGAAGCCGCUACAUUUAGUAGUUUUACCGUCAUAGAGCUCCGGUAGGGUGAGGGUUCCCGCAGAAGUGGGUGAUAGCACGGGAACAGGUGGAUUGGAUGCACUCGCCGCUCCCUGAGGUGGAACCGCAGCGCUGGGCAGAUUAUGCAGAGUUUGGAUUACUUCCUGCAUGGCGGCGUUCAACUGGGCUGGUGCUCGUCCAGGCACUGGGAAACUCCUGCUGCAUCCAUUUUCGUGGUGUGUGAUUCUGUGACGAGUACUGAGUAUACGAAGAGGCAGGACGCAGACGCAGGAAUUAACAAGGUCAAGGUUUACUUAACAAUGACAAAGAGAAAUAACAGAGAAAGGUAGAGUAAACGACACGAAGCUAAACAAUCACACACAACAUCAUCCAGAACAGUCCAGGGCUAAACAGGGGUGGUGAUGAGAUGAUGAGGUGCAGGUGCGCUGGAGGUGAUUAGGGUGCGUUGGGUUUCCAUUCCGGUGUUGCCGAGGUGGUGCGCUCAGACCGGUGGCUCAGUAGACCGGCGAAUCAGAGCGCCGGAGGGGAGCAACGGGAGGAGACGUGACAACGUUGAAGAUACAUAUUUUUGGGAUGUGGAAAAUAUGUAUUUUCCGGAUAUUGAAAUCAGGUUAAUUGUCGGUUCUGAAUGAAAGUUGAAAAGACAUCAUGUAUAGACAUCUAUGUUUGGGCCAAAUCAAGGCUGGUCCAGACUGGACAAAAUCUGAACCAAACAUAAACUUCUAUGAUUGGUUCAGAUUUGGUCCGGACCGGAAACCACUGAUCAUUACAAUUUAGCCCACGGGAUGAAACUCCUGGACAGCAGUUGUGAGUUGCCUGAUUGUCCAUUUCCAUAUCGUCCAUUUUACUUUGACCUGUUUUUAGGAGAUGUGUUGUUUGUUAACAUGUCAGCGCAUUUUUUUUAUUUAAAUGGGCGCCAUUUAAACGUGGUCCUCUGUAGCUCAGCUGGUAGAGCACGGCGCUUGUAACGCCAAGGUAGUGGGUUCGAUCCCCGGGACCACCCCAUACACGAAAAAAUGUAUGCAUGCAUGACUGUAAGUCGCUUUGGAUAAAAGCGUCUGCUAAAUGGCAUAUUAUUAUUAUUAUUAUUUAAGUUAGGCUAUUUGAUCGGAGGAACCUGCAUGAUGUAAAAACGUUUCUGUCUCAUUACAUAGUCAUUCAUUUUAUUUCCAGUCUGUAGGCGUCAGAAAAGGUCACAUUCUCUUUCUACCAUAUCCUAUAUCUACUACAUGAUUUAUGUUAGAUGAAUUUUUGGACGGAGAGGCACACUGGGCAUGGACAGGAUAAAUAUUUUGCAUCCCUGCCUUUGACAAAGUAGGCAUUUCUUAUCACAGGGCGGCAUCAGCGUUCACCUAAAAAAGCCCAAAUGCAGCCUGGUCUCAUAGAGUAGGACGGAACAUAGUAAACAAAAAUACGGGACACUAAAAUUAGUCUGAUAUGUUACGUUUGGUAUGAAUAAAUAAGACAGAUGGUUUCUUAAGGCAAAAACGAAAGUAGGUUGCGAGUUCGAAUCUCAUCAAGGACAACUUGUGCAUUUUAGCUAAUUAGCAACUUUUCACGAACGUCUAGCAACCCAAAGGUUGCGAGUUCGAAUCUCAUCAAGGACAACUUGUGCAUUUUAACACGAACGUCUAGCAACCCAAAGGUUGCGAGUUCGAAUCUCAUCAAGGACAACUUGUGCAUUUUAGCCAAUUAGCAACUUUUCACGAACGUCUAGCAACCCAAAGGUUGCGAGUUCGAAUCUCAUCAAGGACAACUUGUGCAUUUUAACACGAACGUCUAGCAACCCAAAGGUUGCGAGUUCGAAUCUCAUCAAGGACAACUUGUGCAUUUUAGCUAAUUAGCAACUUAACACGAACGUCUAGCAACCCAAAGGUUGCGAGUUCGAAUCUCAUCAAGGACAACUUGUGCAUUUUAACACGAACGUCUAGCAACCCAAAGGUUGCGAGUUCGAAUCUCAUCAAGGACAACUUGUGCAUUUUAGCUAAUUAGCAACUUAACACGAACGUCUAGCAACCCAAAGGUUGCGAGUUCGAAUCUCAUCAAGGACAACUUGUGCAUUUUAACACGAACGUCUAGCAACCCAAAGGUUGCGAGUUCGAAUCUCAUCAAGGACAACUUGUGCAUUUUAGCUAAUUAGCAACUUAACACGAACGUCUAGCAACCCAAAGGUUGCGAGUUCGAAUCUCAUCAAGGACAACUUGUGCAUUUUAGCUAAUUAGCAACUUUUCAACUACUUACUACUUUUGAGCUACUUUGCAACUACUUAGCAUGUUAGCUAAAAAUUACCCCAAACCUAACCCUUUUAGCUAACCCUUCCCCCAACCUUAACCUUAACCCUUUAACCUAACUCCUAAACUUAACCCUAACCUUAAUCCUAACCCCUAACCCCUAGCCUAGCUAACAUUAGCCAGCUAGCUAACGCUAGUCACCUAUCUAGAAUUCAUAACAUUUUAUAUUUUUUGAAAAUGUGUAAUAUAUUGUAACAUUUUGAAAAUUCGUAACAUAUAAUACGAAUUGUAAUUCGUAACAUAUCAUACGGAUGAGUGAUGGACAUCCACAAAUGAAUACAUACCGUAAGAAACGUAACAUAUCAUACUAAAUGGAGUGUCUCGUAUUUACGUACAGAAUAAUAUGAAAUGCUCUGAGACCUGGUUGCCAUAGGCCACUGGUUCAGAGAAAUUGUCAUUGUUUUUUGGGCAGAAUUGUGUGAGGUUUUAUGUGUUGUUGGAGGUGCGCCUUGGUCAGUUUAGCUCAGAAAAUGCUGCCCUCGUCAAUCUGCCAGCAUAAUCCUGCCUAAUGAGCGAGCCGGCCCUGUGUUAAUACACAUCAACCCUUUCACUCUGUAUAAUCCUCAUCACAGUAGAGAGGAAGCAAUUGCAUCAUCCUCAAAGCAGAUUCCUAUUCUUCUGGCUGUUGUGACAGAGGCCUUCGUAGACAGCAAGGUUUAGGUAGUGUUGACCAAGUUUAAAUGCUAGAGAAACAUACAGCAAUAGACAAUUUGAUGUAUUUAUUUAACCUUUAUUUAAGCGGGCAAGUCAAUGAAUGCUCCCCAAGAAGUAUCAGAAUGUUAACCCUGAAUAAAUAUGUGUUAUUUGAUGUGUAUUACCUGUCUGCAGGUAUAUGAAGUACCUCUCCCCCUACCAAUGUGAAAACAGGGGUCUGAGCUCCAUAUUGUUUAAGAACAGUCAGAAAAGUAAUACAACUACUGUUAUUAUAAACCGUUUAUUAUAAAUGUACAACUAAGAUGUUGUUUACCACUAUUUACAUUAUAUUUUAUAGGUUGGCUGUUAAUAGUCCCCAUCUGUAAUAAAUGACAUAAUGUUACCUUGUUGACAGUCCCCACCUGUAAUAAAUGACAUAAUGUUACCUUGUUGACAGUCCCCACCUGUAAUAAAUGACAUAAUGUUACCUUGUUGACAGUCCCCACCUGUAAUAAAUGACAUAAUGUUAACUUGUUGACAGUCCCCACCUGUAAUAAAUGACAUAAUGUUACCUUGUUGACAGUCCCCACCUGUAAUAAAUGACAUAAUGUUACCUUGUUAAUAGUCCCCACCUGUAAUAAAUGACAUAAUGUUACCUUGUUGACAGUCCCCACCUGUAAUAAAUGACAUAAUGUUAACUUGUUGACAGUCCCCACCUGUAAUAAAUGACAUAAUGUUACCUUGUUGACAGUCCCCACCUGUAAUAAAUGACAUAAUGUUACCUUGUUGACAGUCCCCACCUGUAAUAAAUGACAUAAUGUUACCUUGUUGACAGUCCCCACCUGUAAUAAAUGACAUAAUGUUACCUUGUUGACAGUCCCCACCUGUAAUAAAUGACAUAAUGUAACCUUGUUGACAGUCCCCACCUGUAAUAAAUGACAUAAUGUAACCUUGUUGACAUCCAGGAUGACACAAGCAUUAUGGCAGCCUCUUGGAGUAAAAUGUUGUAAAAUGUCCUCCUCAUACUGUCCCUGUUCCCUUCCGACAGGUAUAUGAAGUACCUCUACCCUUACGAAUGUGAAAAGAGGCGUCUGAGCUCCCCCGGAGAGCUCCAGGCAGCUAUCGACAGUAACCGCCGCGAGGGGCGUCGCCAGAGCUACCGGUCGGCCAUCUUUAACUACUCUCCAGCAGGGACCCCCUCCAUCCUCUCCUCCCCCAAGAUGAGCAUGCCUCACCUGGCCAUGUCCACCCACAACGGAGCACACCUGACCCAGAGACACAACAUCAAGAAAGGUGAGACACAGAGUACUUUACUGCCUGCUUGUGACAGGAAGAGCCUGCCAUGCUGCUGCCCUGGUAGAGGUAAAGAUCCAUCAACAAGAUGAGAUGUAGUUGCUUUGACGGAUGUGGUUGCUUUGACGGAUGUGGUUGGUUUGACGGAUGUGGUUGGUUUGACGGAUGUGGUUGCUUUGACGGAUGUGGUUGGUUUGACGGAUGUGGUUGGUUUGACGGAUGUGGUUGGUUUGACGGAUGUGGUUGGUUUGACGGAUGUGGUUGGUUUGACGGAUGUGGUUGGUUUGACGGAUGUGGUUGGUUUGACGGAUGUGGUUGGUUCACUCCAGGCUCACUUAGUGGUGUUGUUAAAUAUAGAGAAUAUUAUAUAAAAUAAAGACAUAGAAUAACAAAAAGGGAAUGUUGUGGUUUGUCUGGGAUUCAUUCCAAAUGACAGGAUAGCGUGAUAACACCUACCACAGAAUAUCUAUCUGGGAGACAAGAUAGCAUGAUAACACCUACCACAGAAUAUCUAUCUGGGAGACAAGAUAGCAUGAUAACACCUACCACAGAAUAUCUAUCUGGGAGACAAGAUAGCAUGAUAACACCUACCACAGAAUAUCUAUCUGGGAGACAAGAUAGCGUGAUAACACCUACCACAGAAUAUCUAUCUGGGAGACAAGAUAGCGUGAUAACACCUACCACAGAAUAUCUAUCUGGGAGACAAGAUAGCAUGAUAACACCUACCACAGAAUAUCUAUCUGGGAGACAAGAUAGCAUGAUAACACCUACCACAGAAUAUAUAUCUGGGAGACAAGAUAGCGUGAUAACACCAACCACAGAAUAUCUAUCUGGGAGACAAGAUAGCAUGAUAACACCUACCACAGAAUAUCUAUCUGGGAGACAAGAUAGCGUGAUAACACCUACCACAGAAUAUCUAUCUGGGAGACAAGAUAGCGUGAUAACACCUACCACAGAAUAUCUAUCUGGGAGACAAGAUAGCAUGAUAACACCUACCACAGAAUAUAUAUCUGGGAGACAAGAUAGCGUGAUAACACCUACCACAGAAUAUCUAUCUGGGAGACAAGAUAGCAUGAUAACACCUACCACAGAAUAUCUAUCUGGGAGACAAGAUAGCGUGAUAACACCUACCACAGAAUAUCUAUCUGGGAGACAAGAUAGCAUGAUAACACUUACCACAGAAGGAGAAGUUAGAGUUAUUUUCAUGGGUUUAAUGAUUUCACAAUCACUACUCCCCAACAGCACACACACACACACUGCCGUCCAUUCACCCACAUAAAACCUGUGGGCAGUCUGGUCAUCACUGGGAAGAGGAAACAUCUUGCAGGACUUCCUCAUACCCAUGAUGCCCUGCUGCCAAUUUCCUGGCUGCGUCACAGAGGAACGAACGCAGAAACAUUAUCCAGAGCGACUUACAGGAGCAAUUAGGGUUAAGUGCCUUGCUUAAGGGCACAUCGGCAGAUUUUUCACCUAGUCGGCUCGGGGAUUAGAACCAGCGACCUUUCGGUUACUGGCACAACGCUCUUACCCACUAAGCUACCUGCCGAAACAAAGAGCAUUCUGGGAGGAGGAGGUGUGGGAUAAUAAUGGGAGCGUGAGGAACAUUAGGGGUGGAAUACCGAGAGAGAGAGAGAGGGGGGGGGGGGGGGGGGGGGGGGGGGGGGAGAGAGAGAGAGUGAGAGAGAGAGGGGGGGGGGGAACGGACGGACGGACGGACGGAGAGAGGGAGGCAGCGAGGAGGGGGGGAGAGAAAGAGAGAGAAAUAGAGAGGUCAGCCCUAUCAGAUCACAGCAAAAUCACAGUAUAGCAAAAUAACAGAACUUGAACAGAACAAUACUCAAUCCUGAGGCAUCAAAGCCAAAGGAACUACAUAAUAUUAAGAAAUGCUAUAGAUGGAAUGAAAGUAGUGUAGAAACAUACAAAAAACAAUUAGGCAAUAACAAAUUCAAUCCCAUUUAGACAACUUCCUGGACAAAAUAUUUCACUGUAAUAGUGAAGGUGUAAACUUGGCAGUAGAAAACCUAAACAGUAUAUUUGACCUCUCAGCUUCGCUUUCAAAUCUAAAAAUGUCAAGCAGACAACCUAAGAAAAUGAACAGCUAUGACAAAUGUUUUGAUGAAGAAUGCAAAAACCUAAGAAAGAAAUUGAGAAACCAAUCCAACCAAAAACAUAGAGACACAGAAAACCUGCGCCUAUGUCUUCACUAUGGUGAAUCACUAAAACAAUACAGAAAUACACUACGGAAAAAGAAGGAACAGCAUGUCAGAAAUCAGCUCAAUGUAAUUGAAGAAUCCAUAGAAUCUAACCACUUCUGGGAAAAUUGGAACACACUAAACAAACAUUAGUGUCUAUUUUGAGAAACAGGUGCCUCACAGGUCCUCAACUGGCAGCUUCAUUAAAUAGUACCCGCAAAACACCAGUCUCAACGUCGACAGUGAAGAGGCGACUCCGGGAUGCUGACCUUCUAGGCAGAGUUGCAAAGAAAAAGCCAUAUCUCAGACUGCCCACCUUAAUCUUUUAUUUUUAUUGGCCAGUCUGAGAUAUGGCUUUUCUUAUUAUUAUUAAUAUGGUAUUGUACCAUAGGGAUAGCCUGGUGGUAUUGCACCAUAGGGAUAGCCUGGUGGUAUUGUACCAUAGGGAUAGCCUGGUGGUAUUACACCAUAGGGAUAGCCUGGUGGUAUUACACCAUAGGGAUAGCCUGGUGGUAUUACACCAUAGGGAUAGCCUGGUGGUAUUGUACCAAAGGGAUAGCCUGGUGGUAUUGCACCAUAGGGAUAGCCUGGUGGUAUUGUACCAUAGGGAUAGCCUGGUGGUAUUACACCAUAGGGAUAGCCUGGUGGUAUUGCACCAUAGGGAUAGCCUGGUGGUAUUACACCAUAGGGAUAGCCUGGUGGUAUUGCACCAUAGGGAUAGCCUGGUGGUAUUGCAUAUUGGAUAGCCUGGUGGUAUUACACCAUAGGGAUAGCCUGGUGGUAUUGCACCAUAGGGAUAGCCUGGUGGUAUUGCACCAUAGGGAUAGCCUGGUGGUAUUGUACCAUAGGGAUAGCCUGGUGGUAUUGCACCAUAGGGAUAGCCUGGUGGUAUUGCACCAUAGGGAUAGCCUGGUGGUAUUGCACCAUAGGGAUAGCCUGGUGGUAUUGCACCAUAGGGAUAGCCUGGUGGUAUUGCACCAUAGGGAUAGCCUGGUGGUAUUGCACCAUAGGGAUAGCCUGGUGGUAUUGCAUAUUGGAUAGCCUGGUGGUAUUGCACCAUAGGGAUAGCCUGGUGGUAUUGCACCAUAGGGAUAGCCUGGUGGUAUUGCACCAUAGGGAUAGCCUGGUGGUAUUGCACCAUAGGGAUAGCCUGGUGGUAUUGCACCAUAGGGAUAGCCUGGUGGUAUUGCACCUAGGGAUAGCCUGGUGGUAUUGCACCAUAGGGAUAGCCUGGUGGUAUUGCACCAUAGGGAUAUCCUGGUGGUAUUGCACCAUAGGGAUAGCCUGGUGGUAUUGCACCAUAGGGAUAGCCUGGUGGUAUUGCACCAUAGGGAUAGCCUGGUGGUAUUGCACCAUAGGGAUAGCCUGGUUGGUAUUGCACCAUAGGGAUAGCCCUGGUGGUAUUGCACCAUAGGGAUAGCCUGGUGGUAUUGCACCAUAGGGAUAGCCUGGUGGUAUUGCACCAUAGGGAUAGCCUGGUGGUAUUGCACCAUAGGGAUAGCCUGGUGGUAUUGCACCAUAGGGAUAGCCUGGUGGUAUUGCACCAUAGGAUAGCCUGGUGGUAUUGCACCAUAGGGAUAGCCUGGUGGUAUUGCACCAUAGGGAUAGCCUGGUGGUAUUGCACCAUAGGGAUAGCCUGGUGGUAUUGCACCAUAGGGAUAGCCUGGUGGUAUUGCACCAUAGGGAUAGCCUGGUGGUAUUGCACCAUAGGGAUAGCCUGGUGGUAUUGCACCAUAGGGAUAGCCUGGUGGUAUUGUACCAUAGGAUAGCCUGGUGGUAUUGCACCAUAGGGAUAGCCUGGUGGUAUUGCACCAUAGGGUAUAGCCUGGUGGUAUUGCACCAUAGGGCUAGCCUGGUUGUAUUGCACCAUAGGGAUAUGCCUGGUGGGUAUUGCCACCAUAGGGAUAGCCUGGUGGUAUUGCACCAUAGGGAUAGCCUGGUGGUAUUGCACCAUAGGGAUAGCCUGGGUGGUAUUGUACCAUAGGGAUAGCCUGGUGGUAUUGCACCAUAGGGAUAGCCUUGGUGGUAUUGCACCAUAGGGAUAGCCUGGUGGUAUACACCAUAGGGAUAGCCUGGUGGUAUUGCACCAUAGGGAUAGCCUGGUGGUAUUACACCAUAGGGAUAGCCUGGUGGUAUUGCACCAUAGGGAUAGCCUGGUGGUAUUGUACCAUAGGGAUAGCCUGGUGGUAUUGCACCAUAGGGAUAGCCUGGUGGUAUUGCACCAUAGGGAUAAGCCUGGUGGUAUUACACCAUAGGGAUAGCCUGGUGGUAUUGCACCAUAGGGAUAGCCUGGUGGUAUUACACCAUAGGGAUAGCCUGGUGGUAUUGUACCAUAGGGAUAGCCUGAUGGUAUUGUACCAUAGGGAUAGCCUGGUGGUAUUGCACCAUAGGGAUAGCCUGGUGGUAUUGUACCAUAGGGAUAUCCUGGUGGUAUUGCACCAUAGGGAUAGCCUGGUGGUAUUACACCAUAGGGAUAUCCUGGUGGUAUUGCACCAUAGGGAUAGCCUGGUGGUAUUACACCAUAGGGAUAGCCUGGUGGUAUUGCACUAUAGGGAUAGCCUGGUGGUAUUGUACCAUAGGGAUAGCCUGGUGGUAUUGCACCAUAGGGAUAGCCUGGUGGUAUUGCACCAUAGGGAUAGCCUGGUGGUAUUGCAUAUUGGAUAGCCUGGUGGUAUUGCACCAUAGGGAUAGCCUGGUGGUAUUACACCAUAGGGAUAGCCUGGUGAUAUUGCACCAUAGGGAUAGCCUGGUGGUAUUGCACCAUAGGGAUAGCCUGGUGGUAUUGCACCAUAGGGAUAGCCUGGUGAUAUUGUCACCAUAGGGAUAGCCUGGUGGUAUUGCACCAUAGGGAUAGCCUGGUGGUAUUGCACCAUAGGGAUAGCCUGGUGGUAUUGCACCAUAGGGAUAGCCUGGUGGUAUUGCAUAUUGGAUAGCCUGGUGGUAUUGCACCAUAGGGAUAGCCUGGUGGUAUUGCACCAUAGGGAUAUCCUGGUGGUAUUGCACCAUAGGGAUAGCCUGGUGGUAUUGUACCAUAGGGAUAGCCUGGUGGUAUUGCACCAUAGGGAUAGCCUGGUGGUAUUGCACCAUAGGGAUAGCCUGGUGGUAUUGCACCAUAGGGAUAGCCUGGUGGUAUUGCACCAUAGGGAUAGCCUGGUGGUAUUGCACCAUAGGAUAGCCUGGUGGUAUUGCACCAUAGGGAUAGCCUGGUGGUAUUGCACCAUAGGGAUAGCCUGGUGGUAUUACACCAUAGGGAUAGCCUGGUGGUAUUGCACCAUAGGGAUAGCCUGGUGGUAUUGCACCAUAGGGAUAGCCUGGUGGUAUUGCACCAUAGGGAUAGCCUGGUGGUAUUACACCAUAGGGAUAGCCUGGUGGUAUUACACCAUAGGGAUAGCCUGGUGGUAUUGCACCAUAGGGAUAGCCUGGUGGUAUUGCACCAUAGGGAUAGCCUGGUGGUAUUGUACCAUAGGGAUAGCCUGGUGGUAUUGUACCAUAGGGAUAGCCUGGUGGUAUUGCACCAUAGGGAUAGCCUGGUGGUAUUACACCAUAGGGAUAGCCUGGUGGUAUUGCACCAUAGGGAUAGCCUGGUGGUAUUACACCAUAGGGAUAGCCUGGUGGUAUUGCACCAUAGGGAUAGCCUGGUGGUAUUGCACCAUAGGGAUAGCCUGGUGGUAUUGUACCAUAGGGAUAGCCUGGUGGGUAUUGUACCAUAGGGAUAGCCUGGUGGUAUUACACCAUAGGGAUAGCCUGGUGGUAUUGUACCAUAGGGAUAGCCUGGUGGUAUUGCACCAUAGGGAUAGCCUGGUGGUAUUGCACCAUAGGGAUAGCCUGGUGGUAUUACACCAUAGGGAUAGCCUGGUGGUAUUGCACCAUAGGGAUAGCCUGGUGGUAUUGCAUAUUGGAUAGCCUGGUGGUAUUACACCAUAGGGAUAGCCUGGUGGUAUUGCACCAUAGGGAUAGCCUGGUGGUAUUGCAUAUUGGAUAGCCUGGUGGUAUUACACCAUAGGGAUAGCCUGGUGGUAUUGCACCAUAGGGAUAGCCUGGUGGUAUUGUACCAUAGGGUAGCCUGGUGGUAUUACACCAUAGGGAUAGCCUGGUGGUAUUACACCAUAGGGAUAGCCUGGUGGUAUUACACCAUAGGGAUAGCCUGGUGGUAUUGCACCAUAGGGAUAGCCUGGUGGUAUUGCACCAUAGGGAUAGCCUGGUGGUAUUGUACCAUAGGGAUAGCCUGGUGGUAUUGCACCAUAAGGAUAGCCUGGUGGUAUGUACCAAAGGGAUAGCCUGGUGGUAUUGCACCAUAGGGAUAGCCUGGUGGUAUUGUACCAUAGGGAUAGCUGGUGGUGUAUUACACCAUAGGGAAGCCUGGUGGUAUUGCACCAUAGGGAUAGCCUGGUGUAUGAUAUGGAUAGCCUGGUGGUAUUGCACCAUAGGAUAGCCUGGUGGUAUUGCACCCAUAGGGAUAGCCUGGUGCCUGGUGGUUAUUGCACCCAUGAGGGAAGCCUGGUGGUAUGGCCACCAUAGGAUAGCCUGGUGGUAUUGCACCUAGGGAUAGCCUGGUGGUAUUGCACCAUAGGAUAGCAUGGUGGUAUUAGCACCAUAGGGAUAGCUGGUGGUAUUAGCACCAUAGGGAUAGCCUGGUGGUAUUGCACCAUAGGGAUAGCUGGUGGUAUUGCCCACCAUAGGGAUAGGAUAGCCUGGUGGUAUUGCACCAUAGGGAUAGCCUGGUGGUAUUGCACCAUAGGGAUAGCCUGGUGGUAUUGCACCAUAGGGAUAGCCUGGUGGUAUUGCACCAUAGGGAUAGCCUGGUGGUAUUGCACCAUAGGGAUAGCCUGGUGGGUAUUGUAACAUAGGGAUAGCCUGGUGGUAUUGCCACCAUAGGGAUAGCCCUGGUGGUAUUGCACCAUAGGGAUAGCCUGGUGGUAUUGCACCAUAGGGAUAGCCUGGUGGUAUUGCACCAUAGGGAUAGCCUGGUGGUAUUGCACCAUAGGGAUAGCCUGGUGAUAUUGCAUAUUGGAUAGCCUGGUGGUAUUGCAUAUUGGAUAGCCUGGGUGCCAGUCUGUUUGUACUCUAUAGGCAAGUCCUUGUUAGUCUUUUGGGAAUAAGCCACAGUCAGACUGGCACCCAGGCUACCAUAGGGAUGGCAUUUGUUUUUUGGUCACUAAGGUGAUUUGAAAGAGGACAAAUGUAUGUUUGUGUGUGUGUGUCUAAUGUUUCAGUGGUAGGCGCAAUGCCGUGACCUGACUGCUGAAUUGAAUUACAUUUUAAAGACAGGAUGGACUGAAGACACAAUGCUCAGGAAAUGUGAUUUAAAAAAUCUCCUCGCAUGAUUUGCCUGCUCAUGCUAUAAUUUCCCACAAAGUUUGAAUAUCAAACCGGACAUUUCAAGCCAGAGUACAACCGUUAGUGAGUUCCAAAUGUUUUCUACUGCCAUCCAUAAGCACUUCGUGACCAUGGACAAAUUCAUUUGUCUUCCCUCAGAGGAUGGCCUGAUGGCAGGCUGUCUGCCGGGCCGUGUUGGGGAGAUGCCCAUGUCUCUGGGAGGGCACCACGGGGCGGAAGCUCAGACCGUGGCGGCUGCAGCAGUACAGGCUGCAGCGUUGGAGCAGCUGAGGGAGAAGCUGGAGAGCGGGGAGCCGCCAGAGAAGAAGAUGAUGAUGGAGCAACAGAGGCUCAUGCAGCAUGCGCUGCAGCAGAACCUCCUCACCAUGGCAACACAGCUGCCCAUGAACAUCAAGCUGAACAACAUGAGAGGUAAUAUUACACUUUAUUUACUUUCAAACACAUAUUAUUAAAUUAUAUGUAUAUUGAUUCUACAUGGCUGAGAGGCUGAGCGGUGAGACAAAUCAAGAGUUACGUUACUAAUGUGGAUAAAUCAACACAGGUACGUUAUUAAUGUGGAUAAAUCAACACGGUUACAUUAUUAAUGUGGAUAAAUCAACACAGUCACGUUAAUAAUUAGGAUAAAUCAACACAGUUACGUUAUUAAUGAGGAUAAAUCAACACAGUUACAUUAUUAAUGAGGAUAAAUCAACACAGUCACGUUAUUAAUGUGGAUAAAUCAACACAAUUAUGUUAUUAAUGUGGAUAAAUCAACACAGGUACGUUAUUAAUGUGGAUAAAUCAACACAUUGACGUUAUUAAUGUGGAUAAAUCAACACAGUCACGUUAUUAAUGUGGAUAAAUCAACACAGUUACGUUAUUAACGUGGAUAAAUCAACACAGGUACGUUAUUAAUGUGGAUAAAUCAACACAGUUACGUUAUUAAUGUGGAUACGGACAAAUCAACACAAUUAUGUUAUUAAUGUGGAUAAAUCAACACAGGUACGUUAUUAAUGUGGAUAAAUCAACACAGUUACGUUAUUAAUGUGGAUACGGACAAAUCAACACAAUUAUGUUAUUAAUGUGGAUAAAUCAACACAGGUACGUUAUUAAUGUGGAUAAAUCAACACGGUUACAUUAUUAAUGUGGAUAAAUCAACACAGUUACAUUAUUAAUGUGGAUAAAUCAACACAGUUACGUUAUUAAUGUGGAUAAAUCAACACAGUCACGUUAAUAAUUAGGAUACAUCAACACAGUUACGUUAUUAAUGUGAUAAAUCAACACAGUUACAUUAUUAACAUGGAUAAAACAACACAGUUACGUUAUUAAUGUGGAUACGGACAAAUCAACACAAUUAUGUUAUUAAUGUGGAUAAAUCAACACAGUUACAUUAUUAACAUGGAUAAAUCAACACAGGUACGUUAUUAAUGUGGAUAAAUCAACACAGGUACGUUAUUAAUGUGGAUAAAUCAACACAGUUACGUUAUUAAUGUGGAUAAAUCAACACAGGUACGUUAUUAAUGUGGAUAAAUCAACACAGUUACGUUAUUAACGUGGAUAAAUCAACACAGGUACGUUAUUAAUGUGGAUAAAUCAACACAGUUAAGUUAUUAAUGUGGAUACGGACAAAUCAACACAAUUAUGUUAUUAAUGUGGAUAAAUCAACACAGUUAUGUUAUUAAUGUGGAUAAAUCAACACGGUUACAUUAUUAAUGUGGAUAAAUCAACACAGUUACGUUAUUAAUGUGGAUAAAUCAACACAGUUACGUUAUUAAUGUGGAUAAAUCAACACAGUUAUGUUAUUAAUGUGGAUAAAUCAACACGGUUACAUUAUUAAUGUGGAUACGGACAAAUCAACACAAUUAUGUUAUUAAUGUGGAUAAAUCAACACAGGUACGUUAUUAAUGUGGAUAAAUCAACACAGUUACGUUAUUAAUGUGGAUAAAUCAACACAGUUACGUUAUUAAUGUGGAUAAAUCAACACAGUUACGUUAUUAAUGUGGAUAAAUCAACACAGUUACGUUAUUAAUGUGGAUAAAAAAACAUAGUUACAUUAUUAAUGUGGAUAAAUCAACACAUUUACGUUAUUAAUGUGGAUAAAUCAACACAGUCACGUUAUUAAUGAGGAUAAAUCAACACAGUUACAUUAUUAAUGUGGAAAAAUCAACACAGUUACGUUAUUAAUUUGGAUAAAACAACACAGUUACGUUAUUAAUGUGGAUACGGACAAAUCAACACAGUUACGUUAUUAAUGUGGAUAAAUUAUCAUGUUUACAUUAUUAAUGUGGAUAAAUCAACACAGUCACGUUAUUAAUGUGGAUAAAUCAACACACUUAGGUUAUUAAUGUUGAGAAAUCAACACAGUCACGUUAUUAAUGUGGAUAAAUCAACACAGUUACAUUAUUAACAUGGAUAAAUCAACACAGUUAUAUUAUUUAUGUGGAUAAAUCAACACAGUUACGUUAUUAAUGUGGAUAAAUCAACACAGUUAUAUUAUUAAUGAGGAUAAAUCAACACAGUUACGUUAUUAACAUGGAUAAAUCAACACAGUUAUGUUAUUAAUGUGGAUAAAUCAACACAGUUACGUUAUUAAUGUGGAUAAAUCAACACGUUUACGUUAUUAAUGUGGAUAAAUCAACACAGUUACGUUAUUAAUGUGGAUAAAUCAACACAGUUACGUUAUUAAUGUGGAUAAAUCAACACAGUUACGUUAUUAAUGUGGAUAAAUCAACACAGUCACGUUAUUAAUGUGGAUAAAUCAACACAGUUACGUUAUUAACAUGGAUAAAUCAACACAGUUACGUUAUUAAUGAGGAUAAAUCAACACAGUUACAUUAUUAAUGUGGAUAAAUCAACACAGUUACGUUAUUAACAUGGAUAAAUCAACAAAGUUACAUUAUUAAUCUGGAUAAAUCAAUACAGUUACGUUAUUAAUGUGGAUAAAUCAACACAGUUACGUUAUUAAUGUGGAUAAAUCAACACAGUCACGUUAUUAAUAUGGAUAAAUCAACAAAGUUACAUUAUUAAUGAGGAUAAAUCAACACAGUUACAUUAUUAAUGUGGAUAAAUCAACACAGUUAUGUUAUUAAUGUGGAUAAAUCAACACGGUUACGUUAUUAAUGAGGAUAAAUCAACACAGUUACAUUAUUAAUGUGGAUAAAUCAACACGGUUACGUUAUUAAUGAGGAUAAAUCAACACAGUUACUUUAUUCAUGUGGAUAAAUUAACAAACUUUCACAUUAGUAGCAUAAUAAGGACCAUAUUAACAGAUAAACAUGUGUAUUCAUAUUAGUAACGUAACUGUGUUGAUUUAUCCACAUUAAUAAUGUAACUGUGUUGAUUUAUCCACAUUAAUAACAUAAUUGUGUUGAUUUAUCCACAUUAAUAACAUAAUUGUGUUGAUUUAUCCACAUUAAUAACGUAACUGUGUUGAUUUAUCCACAUUAAUAACGUGACUGUGUUGAUUUAUCCACAUUAAUAACGUACCUGUGUUGAUUUAUCCACAUUGAUAAUGUAACUGUGUUGCUUUAUCCACAUUAAUAACGUAAUUGUGUUGAUUUAUCCACAUUAAUAACGUACUUGUGUUGAUUUAUCCUAAUUAUUAACGUGACUAUGUUGAUUUAUCCACAUUAAUAACGUGACUGUGUUGAUUUAUCCACAUUAAUAACGUAAACGUGUUGAUUUAUCCACAUUAAUAACGUGACUGUGUUGAUUUAUCCACAUUAAUAACGUACUGUGUUGUUUUAUCCACAUUAAUAACGUGACUGUGUUGAUUUAUCCACAUUAAAAACGUGACUGUGUUGAUUUAUCCACAUUAAUAACGUAAUUGUGUUGAUUUAUCCACAUAAAUAAAUUAUAAUGCUAUGUCAUGUGAUAAAACUGUAAUACUGACGCAAUGAUGAUGUAUAACUAUGACAGACGCAUGAAUCAUUUGAAAACCCACAGACGAGAACUUGGAGAACGAUGAGGGUAAUUUAGAUGUAAUGCCCGACCCCUUCAGUAACACACCCUAAAUCCACCUGCUUAAUAUCAAACUAGCCCACUUUACUCUGCAGUCGUGCCUUGAAGUUGUUAGGAGGUGAAUAUAAACUAAAAUAACACCAUAUCCCUUGACUCAUUUUGUUGUGUGUAUCAUUGAGUGUUGUAGGACGUCUCAGCUGAGCGAUGUAGAUACGACACAUUCCUCUCCAACAAUGUGCCUGGUGUUUCAGUCAUACUGUUUGCCCUCCACUGUUAUCUAACUGGGGUUCAGCUGUGAAGCACAGUGGUGGUACGUCAUGUAAUCGUAUUUCACCGUACGAUAGGUGGCGUCUCGUUGUGAAAUACCUGAGCCAUUUAUCAUAACAUCUGCAGUCUGGUGUCUGAGGACUGUUCUGAAGAAAUACUGCUCCAUUACCUAGUGGGUCAGAACCUGCUGCCUGCCGUCCGCCCCGCCAACUCUGUUGAUGGGUUUCUCAGUGUGGCGGUGGGUUUUUACGACAAGCCAUAA